Sebastes umbrosus (honeycomb rockfish) is the source of this 4228-nucleotide messenger RNA. RefSeq names its product rap guanine nucleotide exchange factor 5-like. Gene Ontology annotation, biological process: positive regulation of GTPase activity; Ras protein signal transduction. The record is from RefSeq and is a predicted model, not a curated record. Gene Ontology annotation, molecular function: guanyl-nucleotide exchange factor activity. Bases 294 to 2165 code for a protein of 623 amino acids. Lineage: Eukaryota; Metazoa; Chordata; Actinopteri; Perciformes; Sebastidae. The transcript is spliced from 18 exons. Gene Ontology annotation, cellular component: plasma membrane.
AAAGGACAGAGAGAGGGAAUCUGUCACUUAGUCUCAGUAAAGCCACAGAGAGAUACCUGGAGUCCAACUGGUGAAGUCUUUCUGCCUCUCCGCUGCAGAGCUGACCAAGGCAUACGGGGACUGGGAUUUACUUUGGCUGCAGGCUGACAGAGGACUCUGUAACUCACCUGGACAGAAACACACACUCAUUUUUGACCUGCUCACCUCCUCUUAAACCUUUUUACUAGUGUGAGCUCACAGGCAGGAGUCCUGCUGUUUUGCCUGGUUGACAGUCAGUAGUUGGUGAGCCGGCGAUGUCGUGGGACUGUGGCCUGAGGUACAUGUUCUCCGUGCCCCCUGCGCUGCAGCCGGGGAGCAUCCACAUCCUGCAUGACAAGGAGGACCUGUCCAGACUGGAGAUGGUCCAGAGACUGGCCAAGGAUGGCUGCCGAUUCCUGCAGAACCACAACAAGGGCUCAGAGAGGACAAGUGAGCCCCAGAGUGACGAGGCAGUCCGUGUGUGUCUGAGGGAGAGGGGCCACGAUGUGCUGGUCCUCCAGAGAAUAUCGUCAGAGCAGCCAGCCCUCUCUGCAUCGGCGAGGGGAGGAGGGAGAGAGGAGGCGAGGAACAGGAGGUACAUGGUGGUAUCAGGGACCCCGGAGAAGAUCCUGGAGCACUUGCUGAAUGACCUGACACUGGAUGACGACCAGGGGACGACACAGGGCAAAGAGUCAGACACGCUUCUGGAUGAUUUUCUGCUGACGUACCCGGUGUUCAUGUCAACCAGUGAUUUGUGCCAAGCUCUGCUGGGACACUAUUGCACCAAGCGACACAGAGGGAAAGAGGACAGGAAGGAGGCUCUGGAGAGGAAACGAAAAGUGCUGCACCUGGUGUCACAGUGGACGGCCCUCUGCAAGGACUUCCUGAGGGAUGACGAGCACGUCAAGCUGUUCAUGAAGACUUUGUAUCGUUACGUGUUGGAUGAUCUCUAUGAGCACCCGUCGCUGGAGACGGAUGUGAGGGAGCUGCAGAAACUCUACCAGCUGCAUCGCAGACAUACGGUGGAUGAAUAUUCCCCUCAAAGAAAGAGCAAAGCACUUUUCCACCAAUUGAGCCUGAAAGAGAACGGGCUCCAGUCCAGAGGCACACAGAGGGAGACCAAGGAAGUGCUGUGUCACGUGUAUAUUACCAUGGACUCGUUCCUAAGUAUGAGGGCCCAUGUCGGGAUAGUGGCCCAGGAGCUGCUGCAGGCAGUGGCAGAGAGGAUGGAUGUCCCACUGGGGGAACUGGUGCUAGUGGCUGUCACUUAUACUGGAGGGAGGCUCCUCCUGCAGCCUCAGGACAGAGUCUUCUCUGAUUCUGUACGGCCGGUGGGGAGGCUGCAUGUGUGCAGGAAGGACCUGGGUGAAGUCCUGAACCCAUUCACAGACAACUCAGAGCUGCAACAGAGGACGGCUCGCAUGCUCAGUUUAAACACAUGGGACGUGGCCGUCGCCCUCACCAACUUUGACUGGACCAUCUUUGACUCAAUACAUGAGCAAGAACUCGUCUAUUUCACCUUCUGCCGCCACAGCAGCAGCAGCCACACUGUGGCGUUGGAGCUGCUGCUGCAGCGCUGCAAUGAAGUCCAGCUGUGGGUGAUGACCGAGGUACUGCUGUGCCCAACACUCUGCAAAAGGGUCCAACUCAUCAAGAAGUUCAUCAAGAUCGCUGCCCACUGUAAAGCACAGAGGAACCUCAACUGUUUCUUUGCCAUUAUAAUGGGCCUGAACACUGCAGCGGUUAGCCGCCUCAGUCAGACAUGGGAGAAAAUUCCUGGGAAAUUCAAAAAGCUGUUUUCAGAGCUGGAGACAAUUACAGAUCCCUCGCUGAACCACAAGGCCUACAGGGACUCCUUCAAGAAGAUGAAGGCGCCAAAGAUCCCCUUCCCUCCUCUGCUACUGAAAGACCUGACGUUCAUUCACGAAGGCAACAAGACAUUUCAUGAUAACCUGGUCAAUUUUGAAAAGCUGCACAUGAUAGCAGACACAGUGCGUCUCAUCCGGCAGUGUCAGAAAGAUCACAUGGGUAAUGGCAUCGUCCAGAAGAGCAGCUCAGAAGUGCGAGCCUACAUUGAUUACUUGCAUAUCAUCGACAAUCAGCAGACUCUGUUUGAACUGUCACAACGGCUGGAGCCUCGUGCUUAGAGAAAGCAGCUCUCACUGCACUUCCCACUGUGUCAGCCAGACUGUCGGAUUGCCAAGGAACAAUCUAUCGCUGUCUCAUAUCUAUCUCUCAGGACUCACUCAGCAAUCAGAGGACGCUGCAUGAUCCUGGCCGACCACAGGAGGGAGCCGCUCAAUCAGGAAACUCUCACCAGAGACAGGAAUAAGCAGAAAAAAAGACUUUAAAUGCAUACAUGUUUGCAUAGAUCCACAAUAGUGUCACUGAUACAAAACACCUGAAAGCAGGCCCAGCUGCUGUCUGGUGGCAAGGAACAAUAUAGAUGUCUAGAUCCGCGGGUCCAAACCUGCUGCUGCUACUAUUACUUUCUUACAGAUGGCAGAGGUUGUUAGGUGCAGAGCUGUUCUAACAACGAGCCAACAGCUCUCCCUUGUGGAGAAUCAGCAGCCUGCAAUAAGAGUUUGUUUGCAGGUGAAGUGCUUCCCAUCUAAUAAAAAGCUACAGAAAAUGAAUGUGCAAACAAUGUAUUGAGCAUGGAAGUUCAUUCACAACAGUAUGUUUGACAAAAAAAGUCCACUUACUAGCCUUUCAAGAGCUUUCAACCACAUGAAUCACAUCACAUACAGUGAUUGAGAUGCAGAUUAACUCGUGAUACUUCACUUCUUUUUUGUAUUUUCAGUGUUUAAAGAUCUGGCAGCAGUGGGGUUGUUUCAUCAGAGUUAACCAAAGAGUAUUUCAGUCCUAUAUAUUGUACACACGAUCCAGAUGUUCUCUUUGCCAGAUGAAAGUCACCAAUACAGUGUAUGCACAACAAGCUGAAUCAAGAUGACAGAAAGAGUGAAAAUGAUUGUUAAAUAUUUAACAUUUUCAUAUAUUAUUUUCAUUAUCUAUUUUUACAUUGCAGAGUUCUCUUACCGUACAGUUUUCUAUUGUUUAACCAUAGAAUGUAUUAGAUGAGGCAAUUCAGAUGGUAUUAGAGCAGGACGUUAGAUAAGAAUACACAGUAUACUGUAUUUCUGUGGUGUGUGGGAAAAGUUGUGUGUCCCGUCUGUGAGCUAUGAUCACGUAUGUUAGUGCCAAAUACCAUAAAAACGGCCAUUCAAAGUAAUGCUCAUCUUUUUAAAAGAUUUAAAAGGAUCUCCAUCUAGUUGAGCUGUGGACAAUCAGUUAAACGAAGCAGCAGACCCGUACUGAUACAUCUGUAUAAGGUCUUUAAAGUUCAGGUUGAAACACAAUACAGUGCCACGCAGAUAGUGUUUGAUUUGUUGAGGUUUGGAGAUAUCGGCUUUAGCUGUGAGAUUGGCAUUAGAAAAACUCAGCAACGACAUGUCUUUCCAAAAACAAAGACACACCAACCCAUAAUAACCCGUUUUCUGGUUCCUAGUUAAAUCUAAUACUACAGAGCAACAGUGUAUCUCUUAAUUUAUCAAUAGAUAGAUAGAUAUUGUAGAUGAAAAAUAAGUUUCAUUGUGUUUUGGGGUGAACUGUCCCUAUAAGUAAAGAGCAAUAGCAAAAACAAGUACAACAGCACCUUCUGGAUAAAACAAGUAGAUAAAUAGAAAGAAGAAUAGAAGCCAUCUGCUUAUAUACAGUGAGUAUUAACACUACUGUAUACAACUGUAUAGUGUGUAGUUGUAGAAGAUACUGUACAGUAUUUAUUCUCUAGAUUGGUCAACUGAAAACUCUCACGUUCGCACUGAGGUUCAGCCAUUUUAAGUAGGCGUUGUGAAGUAUUGUCGAUGGAAUUUAGCAUUAUAUUCCUGAAAUUGUAUUUGUAUAUUUUGGGUUUUAAAGCCCACAAUGAACAUGGGGAGAAACAUGAUUCAGCAGUAUCUACAGUAUCUUAUUUUGGAUUUCAUUUGUAGCAUCAACACUGUACGGUUGAUUCUAUUUAUACUGUAUAUAUAUGUUGAAAUUCUGGAUUCGGAUAUUUAUUUAUUUCAAAAUUAUUUAUUUGUUCUACAGAUAUUAGUUCAGUUUGAUUUCAUGUCUUUUGUACGCACCGUUUGGCUGGUCUGCAUGAUAUGGCAAACCAUGGAUUGACCACCGAUGUCAGCUGUGCAUGCAAUAAAAAUAUUUUUCAUCA